GCAUUCAGUCAUAUUGAGAGAGUUUCGAACGUCGGACGGAAUUACGGUAUUAUUCUUCACUAUACUAUUUUUUUUUCUUCGGUCGUGUGGGUGCGGGUUUCAUUACUGCUCUCACUCCUGUUCUGCCAACUGUUAUAAUCAGCUUCCUGUUGGCCCACUUUUUGGCAACGCCUCUUGGUUUUCAUAUAAAUCCUUUAUAAAAAUUUAUAUCUCUAAUUGCUUUGUGAUGUUUAUGUAUAAAUUCAAUUAAAUAUAAUAUUUAUUAUUACAAAUUUUAAUUGUGAUUUUUAUUCUGUCUCUGUAUUGUGUAGAUUCAACAGAAUCCAGUGUUAUAAAAAUUUAUAAUACUACGUACCGCAGUCUUUUUUUUUUUGAAUUCAUUUUCUGAGAAAAUGUGCUAAAAAUACAAAAUACCUAAUUAGUUUUUCUGCAAUUCUGUUUAUAAUUUAAGCAAAAAUAAAAUUUGCUAUAUCCCCACAAUCUUCGCUCUCCGAAGCCGCUAAAUAAUAUUUUUAUAAUUUUGUUUUUUUUUUUUUUAUUUUAUUAUAUCUGUUUUGUAAUCAAAAUUUUGAACCAUAAUUUUGUUUAUACACAAAAUUUAAAUUCCCGCUAAAUGCUCUUUUUGGAUAUUGUGUGAAUAUCUUAUACCGCCGCUAUAAGACCCCUAUAGUAGUGUAUAUGUGUUGGAGAUAUAUAAAUAUAAUCCAGAAAUUAGUACCUACCUUAAUAAAGUGAAUUACCUACAAUGUAGCUUUACUCUUGUUCAUCAUACUCAACUCAUGUUAUACAGUUUUUUUUUUUUGUAUUUAUAUUUAGCUAUCGUGUAAUUAAAUAUAGUGAAUUUUUAAGCAAAAAAUUAACGUAUUGAUAUUUCGAGUUCGAAACAAGACGAAGUUUAUUGUGUACCAUGUGUACUAAUUAAAAGGAAUAACUUAACACAGACGGUUGAUGCUGAAAUCGUUAAGCAGAUAAGGUUUUUGAUUACUAAAGCCAUAAGAAGACAAACAAUAAUUCACAUGUGUUGAUCCAAACGGGUGGUGUUCAAACGAAAUGCUUUUGCCUUCAGGGCACAUGACUAACGAUGCCCAGCAACCACCACCAUCAUCAUCGUCAUCAUCAUCAUCCUUGCCACAAUUUGAAAAUGGUUUGAGUAAGGCAUUGGUAAAGCAACAGCCAAAACACCCACAUCAUCAAAUACAUAAUAUUGGAACGACAGGAGAUGCAUUGACAUCAACAACAACAACUGGAGAGGGGCCAACAAUAAGAAAGACUGGAAUAGUAGCAACUACAAAUAAUUCAGCAUCAAAUUGGAAUGAAAUCGGAAGACAUCUUGACGCUUUACAGGAAAAUCUCAAAGAUGGCUGGACUGUUCAUGCUGGCAAAGAGGGACGACUAUACUAUUGCAAUCACAUAACACAAACAUCAGGAUGGAUACCGCCCUGCGAUAACUGGAAUCAAUGUGUAGAUCUGCCAUACGGGUGGGAGAGGGCUGUCGACUCGAAAGGUCGUCCUUAUUUCAUAAAUCACCUGAAUAAGACAUCUACCUAUGAAGCACCAGACUGUGUACGAUGGGAUGAAAAUCCACCAGAACCAAGGGUGGUGGUGCUUCAACGAAGCCAAAAUAUGGGCUUCGGAUUUGUUGCUGGCAGUGAACGACCUGUGAUAGUCCGCUUUGUUACGGAUGGCGGCCCUAGCAUGAAUAAGCUACAACCUGGUGACCAAAUACUUGCGGUAAAUGGCGAAGAUGUUAAGGAAGCUCCAAGGGAUCAUGUCAUACAAUUAGUACGUGUGUGUGAAUCUCAAGUAACACUAGAAGUGUGCCAGCCAGCGAACCAUCAUGUCCCUGGUCGAAAGUCUACAUUACUAUCAGCGGGGAAACGAGCAAAGUUACGUUCUCGUCCCAGUCGUGUACGUUUUGCUGAAAGCGUGUGCGUUAAUGGGGCUCCUUUAUUUCCGCCUUCAGCGUUUUCACUCGGUGACAUUUGUGUGCCACCAAUGGCAAAUGUGCUCAAAGUAUUCCUUGAAAAUGGUCAAACGAAGUCUUUUAAAUAUGAUGCCACAACAACUGUACAGGAUGUCGUCUCAUCACUUUAUGAUAAGUUGUACUUAUCGGCUGGGGAACACUUCAGUCUUGUAUUAGAACAUGUGAAAAGUCUGAAGAGAAAUAAACUCACACUUUUGGACCCAGAGGAAUCACUAGCUAGGAUAGCAGCUCGCCCUGGUGCUCACAAAUUGCGUUGCCUUUUUCGUGUGACUUUUGUACCAAUUUCAGCUGCUGAUUUGGCCCAACGAGAUCUUAAUACUCUCGAUUAUUUGUAUAUGCAGUGUUGUAAUGAUGUAACACAAGAACGUUUUGCUCCCGAAUUACAGCCUGAAGUAGCGUUACGUCUAGCAGCAUUGCAUAUGCAUCAACAUGCGUUAGCAAAUAGCGUUUCACCAGCAAAACUCACCGUUAAAGUUGUUGAACGAGAGUUUGGAUUGGAACGUUUUGUGCCUUCAUCAUUAUUCGAGGGAAUGAAACGGAAGGAACUGAGGCGCCUUAUUUCACAUUUCCUAAAAUUAAAUUCUCAAAUGACUGGAUCUUCUACAAAAACACUUACACAGCUACAAGCAAAAAUCCAUUACCUUGAUAUCAUAUCCGGUCUACCAAGCUAUGGGGCUAAAUGUUUCAGCACGAACCAAAGAGAAGGUGUCGAACGAGUUCUUUUGGUGAGUCCUCGAUUCGGACUCAGCCAGAUUGCUGGAAUGAGAAAUUCAGUGCCACAACCGAUUUCAUCAAUUGAGGACUUUACUCAAGUGAUUGUCAAUCGUGAGGACGAUGUCACAUGUGCAGUUGGAGUAUUUAUGGUUGGUGAUCGUGUAGCUAAAUUUUCAAUGGAAGACCGUGAUGCUUGUGAAUUUUCACUUGUCCUUGCUGGGUAUUUCCGUUUACUAACAGGUAAGGACUUACCCGUAGAUAGAGAACGUGAAAAAUAUGACGAAGACAAUGCACCAUCGUAUCUCGCUCAACACACUGUUCUACCAUCCACUUGGAGUUAUCUAUCGCCAUUCCAUAAUCGUGCACAUAGUAUAAACUUUUUGCUACCACCACCAUAUCAUUCGGUCAAGCAACUAACUAUUUCAUCAAACGAUUCGACCAGUUCAUCUAACGCUGUUAAUUCCACAAUACCAUCAAUUUCCAACCCCAUGAGAAGUGGUGAUAGUUUGGCAGGUAAUAAAGUGGAUGUAGCGGGUGGCAAUGGCAAUCAAUGCGACCGCAAUAUGAAUACAACUAUGCUGGCCAACAACAACCACAAAACAAAUGGAGGAAGGCCAGGUGGUCAUCCUGUGCCACACACCCUCGACUUGGACAUUCACAGUGUAAUGGCUAUGGAAUUACACGAAGACGGAAAGGACUCUGGACUGAGCGAUAGCAGUGGUGGUGGAAGUAGUUCCGCAAUGUAUUGUCCCGCAUCGAAAGGAUUAAUUGAAGCACGCAAUGAAGAGGUCCUUCGACGAGUUGCUGAGAUGCAGAAAAUGGUUGAAAAUUCGGAACAAUACUUGAACGAGCACGGCGAAUUCAUUGAUGAAGAAUUUGAAAAUGAUGCAAAAGGAGGUUACAUUGGUAGCAUACAGACACGAAGAAAUGGCAGCACUGCCUAUUCACCCAAUCUUAGUGUUGGCGGUGGUGUAAUUGAGUUUGUUGAUAGCGAUUGUGAUAGUCUGAAUAGUAGCAAACUAUCAUCAAAUGAAGAUGCACCACCACCGGGAGCAUUGAAACAUAGUGAUUCGUUGGUUCUGCUGGCCGAAUCGAUUAACCAAGAUUUGAGUGGCAUAACAAAAGGUUUAAAUUCCAUUAGUUCAAGUAAUAAUCAAGGUUUGGAUAGUGGCGUUGUAAGUCAAAGUGAAACCACACCAAAACCUUCUAGGAAAAUGAAUGGCUUAAGUCAGCUUCUAAGUGAUUUGCAAGCUUUGGGCCAUGAUUGUUCGCAAAGUGAAAGUGAUUCAGAAUCCGUUCAUACACCAAGCACAUCUCCUACGCACAAGCGACCACCACAAACGCAUCAAAAUAAAAAGAACUUAUACCGAACAAGCUUUGGGCUACAUAGUCCAGAUGGUACUUCUGUUGGUACAGACGCUAAAGACUAUAAUCUCAAAGAAUACCUUAAACAGCUGAAAGAAUAUAGCAAGGUGGACAGUAAUAACCAAGACACUGAUCUAGCUGCAAAAAAACUAUCUGAAAUUUAUGGCUUUGAGAUAGGAGAGGAUACAUUCAUAGAGACUGACCCAGACUUGAUAGAUCUACGUGCAAUACCGCCACCCCAAACACCCGAUGAACUUGAUGCCUUGUCAAUUUUGAAUGCUGCACCAAGGGGAUUCGGUGAUAGUAGUAGUAGCAAUCGUAGUGAAGAUGGUGAUGGUGAUUUGGAUAAAUUCUUAGCAAAGGUUGUUAUAGCACCUCCGACGCAAAAGGCUACCCCCGCAAAAGAACUGACCCCUGAGGAAAUUAUGUCUUUUAUCAUUCCUCCUCCACCAAAUCUUGAGGAGCAACAAGUAGAAAAGCAGCCCAAGUGCAUUGACCAACUUGAUCGGGAUUUUGAAGAAUGUUUAUACAGUAAUUCAAAAGAUAUGUCGUUAGAAAAUCGAACCAGUAAUGGGACUGGUAGACCAAUGAAAACAACUGCAACGCAUGUCAUUGAAUAUGCUACGGUAGAACGGAAAGGUGCAUUUUCUUGCUGUGCAAAGAGCAAAAAGGAAGAAACCAGUAGUAAUGCCGCCGCUUCUCUUGAACCUAAUGAUUCCAAUCCGAAUACUGUACUAAUGCUACCACCAAGACGUUGUACACAUUCGGAUAGUUUAAAUCCACCAGCACGACCUCCCAAGAGUGCUGAACUACAGAACCGAUAUUCUCCUAAGAAACAAAUAUCCUUUGCCCCCGAAGUCAAACAACGUGAAGUGAUAACGCAGAUUGAUAAAAGUUCAUAUCCUCCUCCGGUACUUCCACCACGGUGUGGUGAUGACCGGAGUCUUUCGCCUGUGGUGAGUUUUCCCCCAAAAAAACCACCUUUGCCUCCAAUAUCAUCGCGUCCUAUACUUCGUGCUCCACAUCCUCUACCUUCACCAACGCGACAUAUCCAAAACAAUGAUAAUUUGGCUGCUAAAUUAUCUGGAAUGGGAUCAACUCAUUUUCAACAUAAUCCGAGUGCAUUGCGCAGUGACUUUGACAGCACUUUUAAUACCAAACAACAGACAACCACCCAUCAGCAGAAUCGUUUUAACGGGCAUUAUCGUUCCAAUAGUGAUUGUCCUCCGGUCUGCUUGAAAAAUCCCUCUCCAAACAAUAAACCACAACUUUCCCUAUUAUGUUCACCACAAAUGUCCCGCAAAUUUAACCAUAGUCCAUCGCCAGUUGACAGGCUUAUUUCGAAAAAUGGCUACAUUAUCGAUGUUGAAGCUUUAUUAGCAAAAACUGAUGUUGCAAUGGCUGGAUUGUUAGUGAAGUUAGAUCAAGUGGCAGCUCAAUGUACAGCUGCUCAGGCAGCUGGCGGAGGUUCGAGUAUCAAUGAAGAAAAAUUCCAGAGAGCUAGAGAGGAACUGACCGAGCAAACUCUAUGUCUAGUGACUGCAUCAAAGUUAUUAGUUGUUGCAAUGUCUGAUAUGACAUUGUUUACACUACCUGAACACUUGACUUCAAGUCUGACAGCAAUACGUCGAAUAACUGAAUUGACCCAAGACAUGACAAGACAUACAUCAUCACCUUUACAAACGAGAAAUAUUGUAUUGAAAGUACAUGAUGUUUCGUCGAGUUUUAGAGAACUCGUUCAAGUACAGAUGGGACCUUUGGGUGCAGGGCAAUUAGCUUUGCAAGCCGAAUGCUUAGCAAAUGUACUGGCAACAUUGCUUCGUAGCCUAAGAGUGUUUUCGCCAUAAACAAAAAAAAAACGUUAAAUGUUUUAAACUUUUUUAGAUAGGUAACAAGUAUAAUUGAGAAGUACAAUAAAAAAACAUAAACAUGCUCUAUGGAAAUUUAUAAUAUCAAAAACAUUUUUGUUUACCUACUUUUUGGAAUUAAUUUUUUUAUGAACGAUAUACGGGGGAACCUUUUCGGCUUUAGAACUACACAUUGUGUUUAAAAUAAUUUCAAAUAAAAUGAAAUCCGAGACUUGGGCGCAAGUAUUUGAUUUAAUUAGAAAAAUAGCAUAGAAUAUUAAAGCUUUUGAAAACAACAAGAACAAUUUUUAAUUGAGUUUAUCAUUUUUUAUUUUAAAAGAAUGAAUUUUAUGUGCGACAGAACAGAUAUUUUUUUAUUAAAAUUGCUAGAGUCUUGUUUGAGAAAAAACAUGUUUCCCAUUUUGGUUUAUUCUGAAAAUCAACUUCCGUUCUUAUGAAUCAAAAAAC
This is a messenger RNA of Episyrphus balteatus (marmalade hoverfly), 6378 nucleotides long. RefSeq lists its product as uncharacterized. Gene Ontology annotation, cellular component: cytoskeleton. Gene Ontology annotation, molecular function: protein binding. NCBI's taxonomy places the organism in Eukaryota, Metazoa, Arthropoda, Insecta, Diptera, Syrphidae. The coding region runs from base 1051 to 5910 and encodes 1619 amino acids. The transcript is spliced from 14 exons. Gene Ontology annotation, biological process: signal transduction. The record is from RefSeq and is a predicted model, not a curated record.